Molecule: messenger RNA, 540 nt
Organism: Dentiscutata erythropus
Lineage: Eukaryota; Fungi; Glomeromycota; Glomeromycetes; Diversisporales; Gigasporaceae
Source: the annotation of a GenBank genome assembly
AUGAUUCCACGUCAACCAAGAACUAUAUCAUUUUACGAUGAAUAUAUUCAAAUAUUACAAAGAGUGCCAACAAAAAUUAUUCCAUGGACACUAAUUAUUAAUAACAUACUUGUAACCGUAAUUUUAAUAACCUUUACGUUUUAUGAUUCUCAAGCUGACGAUAUAUUGCGCCACCAAAAUGUAAACAAUACAAAUUUGCAUGAAAAAUAUGGAUAUAACUCUAUAACACUUGCUUAUCCAUAUUUAAAGGACCAAAUUGUUGGGCCUGGAUAUCAAAUAAUUCAAUGUGACUAUAUUGACUCUUCAGGUCCAUGGCAGGAUCACUGGUGUGUUUUCCACAAGCGUCUUUUGUGUAAGAGAGCUUAUAGAAUUUCAAAGUUAUGGCUUGUUUAUCAAUAUCAAUAUAGAAAGGGAUUAUGGUUAAAAAAACAAAAAGAAAAAUCAAACCAACAAAAUGAAUUAGCAACUGAUAAUAAAAACGAUAAAAGUGAUAUAGUCGAUAAUAAAAUCAGUACAGUUGAAGUAGUUACAAUUGAAUAA